Messenger RNA from Trifolium pratense (red clover), 1207 nucleotides. RefSeq names its product protein LIFEGUARD 4-like. Lineage: Eukaryota; Viridiplantae; Streptophyta; Magnoliopsida; Fabales; Fabaceae. Bases 217 to 951 code for a protein of 244 amino acids. The transcript has 4 exons. The record is from RefSeq and is a predicted model, not a curated record. Gene Ontology annotation, cellular component: membrane.
AGUUAAUCAAUAAUUAAUUAAUUAAUCCCACGACAUAAACCACAUGGCGGUUAAUUAUUUAUUAUAAACUCCCGCAAAAACAAUUUCGUUUAAUCUUGCCACACGCAAACAAAACAACAGAUCCAAAAUCCCUAAAACCAUUUUCUCACACUUUCCUUCCAUUUUCCCUCACUUUCUCAGUCAAGAAACUUCACCGGAAAAACAAACAACUCAAAGAUGAGGAAUUAUCAACUAUACGGAAAAACCGAUUUGGAGAGCGGCGGCGCAAGGCCUCUUUAUCCGAUGAUGCUCGAAAGCCCCGAACUCCGGUGGUCUUUCAUCCGGAAAGUCUACGUCAUCAUCGCCAUCCAGUUACUCGCCACCAUCGCUGUCGGCGCCGUCGUUGUCACCGUUCGUCCCAUUUCCGUCUUCUUCGCUACUACCGGCGCUGGAUUGGCUCUUUACAUCGUUCUCAUCUUUGUCCCUUUUAUCACGUUGUGCCCUCUUUACUCUUAUUAUCAGAAGCAUCCUGUUAAUUACAUUCUCCUAGCGAUUUUCACUCUUUCUCUUUCCUUUGUUAUUGGAUUGAGUUGUGCUUUCACUAGCGAGAAAGUAAUUCUGGAAGCUGUUAUAUUGACUGCUGUGGUGGUGAUCGCGUUGACUCUUUACACAUUUUGGGCUGCAAGUAGAGGCUAUGAUUUCAACUUCCUUGGCCCCUUCUUGUUCGGUGCUAUCCUAGUUCUUAUGGUCUUUGGGCUGAUCCAGGUUUUCUUUCCAUUGGGCAAGCUAUCUACAAUGAUCUAUGGUUGCUUGGCAGCAAUUAUAUUCUGUGGCUACAUCCUAUAUGAUACAGAUAACCUGAUCAAGAGAUACUCCUACGACGAGUUCAUUUGGGCUUCUGUCUCGUUGUAUUUGGACAUCAUCAACCUUUUCCUGUCUCUGCUCACUAUUUUCAGAGCUGCUGAUAGUUGAAAUCCUUGUAUUCCUUGGUACAUACUAGUUUUCUGUGGGGUGGUGGGUGGUUUUUGAAAACAAUUUCUUAUCUGGUAAUAAAUAUUUCUGUGGCUUCCUGGUUACCCCUGUUUCUAGACGUUUGUACUGGAUUAUUACUGUUAAUGCUGUUAAUACAUACUGUAGUUGACUAAAGAAUUUAUUUUGAAUUGUAAAUACUUGAACAUUGUUCCCUUGAUUCACGUGUUCUUUAGUAUGUUGUGAUUUUUAGUUGAUA